This is a messenger RNA of Mizuhopecten yessoensis (Yesso scallop), 1239 nucleotides long. Its product is annotated as protein IWS1 homolog. NCBI's taxonomy places the organism in Eukaryota, Metazoa, Mollusca, Bivalvia, Pectinida, Pectinidae. The transcript is spliced from 2 exons. The coding region runs from base 1 to 1239 and encodes 412 amino acids. The record is from RefSeq and is a predicted model, not a curated record.
AUGGAACUAUCGUGUGGAAAUAGAAGAAAUAAGAAGCAGUAUACGAGUAAUCCACGUCCCCGGGAUAUCAAAACUGACUCUCUGAGUAAUCCCCGUCCCCGGGAUAUCAAAACUUACUCUCAAAGUAAUCCCCGUCCCCGGGAUAUCAAAACUUACUCUCAAAGUAAUCCCCGUCCUCGGGAUAUCAAAACUUACUCUCAAAAAAAUCCCAGUCCUCGGGAUAUCAAGACCGACUGUUCGAGUAAUCCCCGUCCUCGGGAUAUCAAAACCGACUGUUCGAGUAAUCCCCGUCCUCGGGAUAUCAAAACCGACUCUCAGAGUAAUCCCCGUCCUCGGGAUAUCAAAACCGACUCUCAGAGUAAUCCCCGUCCUCGGGAUAUCAAAACCGACUCUCAGAGUAAUCCCCGUCCUCGGGAUAUCAAAACCGACUCUCAGAGUAAUCCCCGUCCUCGGGAUAUCAAAACCGACUCUCAGAGUAAUCCCCGUCCUCGGGAUAUCAAAACCGACUCUCAGAGUAAUCCCCGUCCUCGGGAUAUCAAAACCGACUCUCAGAGUAAUCCCCGUCCUCGGGAUAUCAAAACCGACUCUCAGAGUAAUCCCCGUCCUCGGGAUAUCAAAACCGACUCUCAGAGUAAUCCCCGUCCUCGGGAUAUCAAAACCGACUCUCAGAGUAAUCCCCGUCCUCGGGAUAUCAAAACCGACUCUCAGAGUAAUCCCCGUCCUCGGGAUAUCAAAACCGACUCUCAAAGUAAUCCCCGUCCUCGGGAUAUCAAAACCGACUCUCAGAGUAAUCCCCGUCCUCGGGAUAUCAAAACCGACUCUCAGAGUAAUCCCCGUCCUCGGGAUAUCAAAACCGACUCUCAAAGUAAUCCCCGUCCUCGGGAUAUCAAAACUGACACUCAGAGAAAUCCCCGUCCUCGGAAUAUCAAAACUGACACUCAGAGUAAUCGCCGUCCUCGGAAUAUCAAACCUGACUCUCAGAGUAAUCCCCAUCCUUGGGAUAUCAAAACUGACAAUCAGAGUAAUCCCCGUCCUCGGGAUAGCAAAACUGACACUCAGAGUAAUCGCCGUCCUCGGGAUAUCAAACCUGACUCUCAAAGUAAUCCCCAUCCUUGGGAUAUCAAAACUGACAAUCAGAGUAAUCCCCGUCCUCGGGAUAUCAAAACUGACUCUCAGAGUAGUCGCCGUCCUCGGGAUAUCAAGACCCCUGCCAGGGGAAUGAGGGGUAGGACAUAUUAA